AUGUUUCCAAUCAUGGUUCUCUUCCUGGCCUUCGCAGGCCUACUGGCCCAGGCAGCCGCGCUGCCGUUCCUCAACUCAACGACUAUCCACAACUGUUCCGAGGCCGCUUCAACUCACUCCAUCCAUGCUCGCGCAGACCUCAAGGUCUCCGAUAGGGGACUUUGUGGUGGCACGACUGGCCAAACCUGUAAGGACAGCCUCUUCGGUGAUGCCUGCGGACAGUGGGGCUACUGUGGCUCUUACUACGAUGCCGCCUACGCUGGCGUCGGCUGUCAACCUGAGUUCGGAGUCUGUUCACCAGACUUUAACAACCCUGUCCCUUCUGGUAACACCACUGCACUCAUUGCCAACACAACCAACAUCUCGUCGCCAGCUCCGUCGUCGAUAAGCUCCGGAAUCUCGUUGUCGGCUAACUUGUCUUCGGCUUCGACUCUGACUUCAACUCUUGCGCCCACCGGGGUGGUCAUCACACCUAUCUCUGUCAUCACCGUGCCACUUACAACCACCGUUGAGGUCAUCAAGACUGUCACGGUUGAAAAGGCCCAGGCAUCCGGAUCCUAA
Molecule: messenger RNA, 561 nt
Organism: Cercospora beticola
Lineage: Eukaryota; Fungi; Ascomycota; Dothideomycetes; Mycosphaerellales; Mycosphaerellaceae
Molecular function (GO): chitin binding
Source: RefSeq, a predicted model, not a curated record